AUGGCUGUCGUUUCUCACGGCCGCGGCGGUGCCGCCAACAUCGGGCCGGACGAUACUCCCUAUGUCGACGGAGAAAUUGUUCGUGAGGGUCCCGUCGGCAAUCAAGGCGAUGGACCAUAUUCUUCAGGGCGGGGAGGCGCCGGCAACAUUGACAGCGAUGGCGAACAUACCACCGGUGCACCUCAUGAUGCAGAGAUCGUUCCCGAGCCAGCCAUGCGGAUCGCAAAAGAAGAGUCUCACCAUGUUGGACGCGGAGGCGCCGGCAACGAGGCGCAUGUGCACAAAGACAAGAAACAUGAAUCUCUCGCAGACAAGCUGAAGCACCUCUUCUUCAAGAAGAAGACAUGA
Molecule: messenger RNA, 348 nt
Organism: Exophiala dermatitidis NIH/UT8656
Lineage: Eukaryota; Fungi; Ascomycota; Eurotiomycetes; Chaetothyriales; Herpotrichiellaceae
Exons: 2
Coding region: 1-348 (115 amino acids)
Source: RefSeq, a predicted model, not a curated record